Molecule: messenger RNA, 3987 nt
Organism: Tupaia belangeri chinensis (Chinese tree shrew)
Lineage: Eukaryota; Metazoa; Chordata; Mammalia; Scandentia; Tupaiidae
Gene: SOWAHB
Product: sosondowah ankyrin repeat domain family member B
Molecular function (GO): protein binding
Source: RefSeq, a predicted model, not a curated record
CCGGAGGAGGCGUCGCCAGGGCGCAGGUGAAACCGACUCCGACCUAUCCCGGGAACUUUCGCUGCUGCGACUCUGCCAGAGGCCCGCGUCGCGCCGGGGCGACCUGGGAGCUACCUUGGCCCACCCUGGCUACGCGCCGGGGCUCAGCCCGGGUACUGCUCCCAGAGGACCUGCGACCCUCCUGGCGCGCUCGCAGGCUGUGGCUGCUGAUGGAGGCGGGCGGUGCGGCCCCGGGCACAGGUGACACACGCGGGGCCAGGCUUUCUGCUGCCGGGGCAGAGCUCCGAGCGCGCGAGACGCAGACACCCCAGGGGCAAGGGACCACAAGGUAGCGAUGGCCCAAGAGCUGAGCCAGGAGGCACUUCUGGACUUUCUGUGCCAGGCCGGGGGCCGAGUGACCAACGCCGCCCUGGUGGGCCACUUCAAGAGCUUCCUCCGAGACCCCGCCGCGCCCCCCAACGAGCACCAGCACCGGCGCGAACUCUUUAAGGGCUUCGUCAACUCCGUCGCCGCAGUGCGCCAGGACCCCGACGGCACCAAGUACGUGGUCCUCAAGAGGAGGUACAGGGACCUUUUAGGGGAAGAGGGGCUGCAGCGUGAGCCCGCGCCUGCGCCCGCAUUGACCCCCUCGACUCCUGCCACCAUCGCGGCUCCUGGAAGCGGAGCUUCCCCGCCUGCUCUGCUGCCGCUCCCCCACCCCUCAGAAGACCCGCGAGGGCCGGUGACCCCGGGCGCCCUGCACUACUCGACCCUGCAGCAGCAGCAGCGCACUCGGGAAUGGGUGGCCAGACACCCGCAGCUGCCCGAGGCCCGAAACCAGGGCCCCAGCCGGGCGUGGUCGGUUCUGCCAGACAACUUUCUGCAGCCGCCCUCGGAGCCUAUCUCUGAGCCGCCAGAUUCUGCGCUUUCCUCUCGUUCUCUCUUUCCUGCUCCCGAUGGGUCCUCUGAAUCCUGCCUGGAGAAACCUCCACCGACAGUCUUUCGGAGCAUCCGCUGUCAGCUGUCCCUCCAAAGCCUGGAUGACUUUGUGGACGAGGAGAGCCAUGGCAGUGAGGAGAGCAGCAGUGGGCCCAGAGAGUCACCUGGGGGCUCUGAGGAGGGGCUGCAGGCUGCCGCGGGCACCACAGACUGGGGACCGCUCAGAAACCCAGCUGGGACCCUUCCUGCAUCGCCAAAGGAGGGCACCUCCAGCCAGAGCCCUCGGGGCCUCAGGAGCAGAAAGGACAGUCACACUUCUCUGCAGGUCCCAACAGGGGCUAAUGGACUUGCAGACCGCGUCCAGGAGCCUUCACCCUGGCCAGCUCCCAAAUUAAGAAGAUCCCUCAGGAGGAGCUCUCAGACAGGGAGAGCCAAACUGUCCUCCUCUGAUGAGGAGUCCUGUGACGGGAACUUGCUGAAAAGGAGCCGGCGCCCACCCAGACCCAGGAAACCCUCCAAGGCAGGGAUGGUGUCCAGCCCAAGGGUGGAUGCAGCUCUGACCUCCACACCUGCAGAUGUGAAGGCCGCAGUGGGAGACAGAGCUUGGCCCCACAAUUCGUGGGCUCCCAGCAAGGAGGGGUCUGCAGCCUUCGUCCCCCACAGACCCGAGCACAAGUCAGCCUUGGUCCCUCUGGAUGCCAGGGAGCACGAGUGGAUUGUGAAGCUUGCCAGUGGCUCCUGGUUUCGGGUGUUCACUUUGUUCUGGGAAGACCCUCAGCUGGCUUUGCACAGAGACUUCUUGACUGGAUACACGGCCUUGCACUGGAUAGCCAAACACGGCAACCUUGGGGCCCUUCAGAACUUGGUCUCAGGGGCCCGGAAGGCAGGGAUUGCGCUCGAUGUCAACGUGAGGUCCAGUUGUGGUUAUACCCCGCUGCACCUGGCAGCCAUGCACGGUCACCAGGCGGUCAUGAAACUGCUCGUGCAAAGUUUGGCUUCUCGGGUGAACGUCCGGGACAGCAGUGGGAAGAAGCCGUGGCAGUAUCUGACCAGUAGUACCUCCGGGGAAAUAUGGCAGCUCUUAGGGGCCCCUCGGGGCAAACCCAUUUUCCCUGUCUAUCCCUUAGUCCAAAGCUCUUCCCCCACCAGGAAGGCCAAGAGCAGGGAAGUCUCUAGAAAUGUCACCCGGAAGACUUCCCUUGCUGCACUAUUCAAAAAUCAGCACAACAAAUGGAAAUGGGCCAACCAGUAUGAGAAGUUCCCCACCCCGAGGGAAAAAGAAGAGUCUAGUGACUGAGGCGGGCCUCUCUCUCCCCAGGGUUGUAACCACCACAUCCCAUCCUUGAGCCACUUAGUGGAAAGAAGUCAAGGCAAAUGGAAAAUUGCUGAGGGAUUGGCAAAGAAAGAGGUCAAGUGCGAUGGCCCACCUAGUAUUUCCUUCCCUGGGUUUUAUGUCAGCAUAUCCUGGACCUCAGGGGCCAUCCAAGCUUUCUGAAGGCUCAAGUUCUUGGACUGAUGAAACCUAGGCAAGGAGCAGACUCAGGUGUUCAAAACCUAGGAGGUAUUAUUCUUCCUUUUUCCGAGUCACUAUGGAUCUGAGCACAGUAAGCCACAUAGUUUUCUGAAGCAGCAAUCCCAGGCCUUGGCUAGAGAGGGAACAGAUGUCCUGCAAAAAAGAGAGGCAAUUUAAGGAAGUGACAAAACUCAGACAAAAUCCUCCUGAACUAGUAGGUCUCUGACUUCUAUUCAUUCAGAAAAUACAUCUCGGCUGGGAGUGGGAAGCGCCAUGUUUGAAAUCUGAUGGCUUUUCUUUUUCUUUUUUCUUUGUCUUUCUUCUUUCCUUCCUUCCUCCCUCCUUCUCUCUUCCUCACCCUCCCUCCCUCUCUUUCUUCUUUCUUUCUUCCUUUCACAUUCCGAUCAAUGAAAUGAAAUGAUUACUGGGGAAUAUACUUUGACUUAAGAGAUUUCAGCCCUGUCCCCAAGCCUUUGGAGUCACACCCAUGGUGGCUAAGGCAUGGCAUGAUGUAUACUUCCCUUCCUUUAGGCCUCUUCUCUGAUCAGAGGAGUAGGGGGGUAAGAUCCAGUUACAACCUGGACUGCACUUGCCAGAGAAGGACUGGCAUUCAGGCGCUGCUUUUUUCUAUCAACCUAACGGGAACUUUCCAAAUGUAAAAACCACGUGGCUCAUUUACAUGGUGACUGAAACUAUCUUUCAUGGAAAAAUCCCUGUGGAACAAGCACCUGAACUAUCAUUUCUAAUGUCCAAUAGAUUUGAAGAGCCAAUGGUUAUACUCAUGAGAGGGAGAGAAAUGAGUCUACUCUUGGGAAUGCUAAGGGUUAAGAGGAGAAUGCCUCCCCACCAGGACUUUUCUAAGCUGCUACAUAUAAUUUUAUUUGCACUAAACUUGUUGCCAAUUAAGAUUAAAUAUUAGCCUCGAAGUACUGUAUGUCUAACAGGAAGUUGCUUGUGAAGGGACCAAUGGAAUGAGAGAACGGCUUGUCUGUGACCUGCAAUAGGACAAGCUUUCAGAGUGUACACUGAAAAAGGGCCGGAAAGUUCAAUGUUCACGUGGAAACUGUUCAUUUUUUUAUGGAAAUGUUUUCAUGUGUGGUGGCAAUGAUGCUGUAUUUUAGAAGUAUUUCUGUGGGUUUUUUUGGUGGGGGGGGUUAUUGUUCUCCACUGAAAUAUCAACAGAUCUUUAUAAUUUAUUAUACUCAUGACAAUUAAUGUUCUUCUUUACAACGUUGUGCCUCAAGAGUUUUUUGUUUCAUUGUAUUUUUAUUUUAUAAUUUUGUUGACAUAAACACAUCACUGUUGUACUAGAAACCAACAAACAAAAAAAUAGACAUGAUAAAUUAAGGGCUUUAUUUUUCUGGAAAAAAAAAGAACAAAUUCCUAUGUAGAGAAGAAACUUUGGCAAAAUCAAAUCAAGAAAAAGUGAGAUAACCACAGCUGACUGGGGCAUGGUGUAGAGAGAGGAAAAUGUAAAAGAAUACAAGAUAAACAUCUGUGCAAAAACUCUAGUAAAUGUCAACUUCUCUUAAAAGCCAAUAAAUAUUUUCACUUUA